Messenger RNA from Octopus sinensis (East Asian common octopus), 1062 nucleotides. RefSeq names its product DNA-directed RNA polymerase III subunit RPC6. The record is from RefSeq and is a predicted model, not a curated record. The transcript has a single exon. Lineage: Eukaryota; Metazoa; Mollusca; Cephalopoda; Octopoda; Octopodidae. Bases 46 to 996 code for a protein of 316 amino acids. Gene Ontology annotation, cellular component: RNA polymerase III complex. Gene Ontology annotation, biological process: transcription by RNA polymerase III.
UAACUCUUCACUAGAGAGCUCCGUAAAUGUGGAUUUCUUGCAAGCAUGGCCGAAGAAGAGACGAUUGUGAAGAAGGAACCUGUUGAAGCGGUUGAUUUGGAAACCAGGAUUUUGGAAUUAUGUAAACAAAACCCUGAUGGAGUAGAUGACAGUGCUAUUCUUGUGGAUAUGCCCCAGUUUGAUGCUAACCAGAGGGUGCAAGCUAUUAACCGGCUCCUCUCCACAGCCAAGAUAGACUUGCUGAAAAGUGGUAACAAGUUGGUUUACAAAUUAAAGGACCCUUCGUCGGCCAGUGUUGUGAAGGGCUCUGAUAACCAGGAGAAAGUUGUUUACCAAAUCAUCAAGGAAGCCGGUAACCGAGGGAUAUGGAUUCGUGACAUUCGCUAUCAAAGUAAUUUAUUACUGACUCAAGUCAACAAAAUAUUAAAGAACUUGGAAAGCAAGAAACUUAUCAAAGCCGUGAAGUCGGUGGCUGCUUCUAAAAAGAAAGUUUAUAUGCUUUAUGAAUUGGAACCGGACCGAUCGGUAACGGGAGGAGCGUGGUACAGCGAUCAAGAUUUUGAAUCGGAAUUCGUCGAAGUACUCAACCAACAGUGCUUUAAAUACCUGAACGAGAAAGCUGCAAAUGCACGCGAAACUCUUUCAACACCGAUCAUGCAGAGAAAUGCAUCGUUCGCUUCUUCGACGGACGUCUGGAAAUAUAUAUCGGAACUUGGUAUAAGUAAAGUGAAGCUUGCUGUUGAGGACAUAGAAACUAUUUUGGAUACUUUAAUUUAUGAUGGUAAGGUGGAACGUUCCAUAGUUGCCGGACCGUGUUCUUCCAGCGGCGCAUCUGGAAGUAUCACAAAACUAUAUCGAGCUAUCAAGCCAUUGAUACAGCCGACCGGAUUAACAAGAAUGCCGUGCGGUACCUGUCCAGUUUUUCACCUUUGUUCAGAGGACGGGGUCAUCUCGCCGACUUCAUGUAUAUACAUGAAAGAAUGGCUUGACUAUUAAAGGUUUUAUUAUUAUAACAUCACACAUUCUAUAUAUAUAUAUAAAAAGAUGUAUAUAUUUUUUAAA